Molecule: messenger RNA, 6119 nt
Organism: Podarcis raffonei (Aeolian wall lizard)
Lineage: Eukaryota; Metazoa; Chordata; Lepidosauria; Squamata; Lacertidae
Gene: KBTBD8
Product: kelch repeat and BTB domain containing 8
Exons: 4
Coding region: 198-1925 (575 amino acids)
Biological process (GO): neural crest cell development
Molecular function (GO): protein binding
Source: RefSeq, a predicted model, not a curated record
GUUCGCGAGCGUGCCGGGUGUCUGUGAAGUAGGGCGGGCGGGGGAGCCCGUCCUUUGGCGGAGCCGACUGGAGGCCGCGCGGGCGGCGGCGUGAUCCGCUCUCGACGGGAGGGUAGCCGAGAAAGGCAAUAAAGGAACCGAGCAAGUUCUCACAAAUAUUGAAUGGAACUCCUGUUUCAAGCACAGCCAGCGUUGGGAUGGAUCCCUCCCAUGCUUGUAGCAUUCUCCAGCAGCUCAAAGCAAUGUAUGAUGAAAGACAGCUGACAGAUAUUGUGGUGGAAGUAGAUCAUGGGAAAACUUUUUCUUGUCAUCGGAAUGUUCUUGCUGCAAUCAGUCCUUACUUCAGAUCAAUGUUCACUAGUGGCCUUACUGAGAGUACCCAGAAAGAAGUUCGGAUUGUUGGUGUUGAAGCAGAGUCCAUGCAUUUAGUACUGAACUAUGCAUAUACCUCCAGAGUAACACUGACAGAGGCCAAUGUCCAAGCUUUGUUCACUGCAGCUAGUAUCUUCCAGAUCCCUUCUAUCCAGGACCAGUGUGCUAAAUACAUGAUCAGUCAUUUGGAUCCUCAGAACUCCAUUGGAGUGUUUAUCUUUGCUGAUCAUUAUGGGCAUCAGGAACUGAAAGUGAGCUCACAAGAUUACAUUCGUAAAAAGUUCCUGAGUGUCACCAAAGAACAAGAGUUUCUCCAACUGAGGAAGGACCAACUCAUAAGCAUCCUGGACAGCAAUGAUUUAAACGUUGACAAGGAAGAGCAUGUCUAUGAAAGCAUUAUAAGAUGGUUUGAACAUGAACCCAACAAAAGAGAAGUCCACUUGCCGGAAAUUUUUGCCAAAUGCAUCCGCAUGCCCCUGUUGGAUGAAGCAUUCGUAGAGAAAAUUCCUCCCAUGUUUGCACAGGCUAUAGCCCAAAACUGUGUACAGAAAGGAGAAAGUAGUGCCAAUGGCUAUACCCAACGGCUUGGAAUGACCGCUUCAGAAAUGAUCAUCUGCUUUGAUGCUGCCCACAAACACUCAGGAAAGAAGCAAACAGUGCCUUGUUUAGAUUCCGUCACAGGGAGAGUGUUCAAACUAUGCAAACCACCCAAUGAUUUGCGGGAAGUGGGGAUUCUUGUGUCUCCCGACAAUGACAUUUACAUUGCUGGAGGGUACAGACCAAGCAGCAGUGAGGUCUCCAUAGACCACAGGGCAGAAAGUGACUUCUGGAUGUAUGAUCAUUCAGGCAAUAGAUGGAUCCCUAAGACUCCACUGCUUCGUGCCAGAAUAGGCUGCAAACUGGUUCAUUGCUGUGGUAAAUUGUAUGCAAUAGGUGGUCGGGUGUAUGAAGGAGAUGGGCGCAACUCCCUGAAAUCUGUGGAGUGUUAUGAUGGCCGAGAGAACUGCUGGACAGCUGUCUGUCCAAUGCCUGUAGCAAUGGAGUUUCAUAAUGCUGUGGAAUAUAAAGACAAUAUCUAUGUUUUACAGGGAGAAUUUUUUCUCUGCUAUGAUCCUCGAAAAGAUUACUGGGGUUUCUUAACUCCUAUGACUGUGCCUAGGAUCCAGGGUUUGGCAGCUGUCUACAACAACUCCAUCUACUAUAUUGCUGGAACCUGUGGAAACCAUCAGCGUAUGUUUACCGUAGAGGCCUAUGACAUUGAGUUGAACAAGUGGACUCGAAAGAGGGAUUUCCCAUGUGACCAGUCCAUCAAUCCAUACAUUAAACUCGUCGUCCUCAAAAAUAAACUUCAUUUGUUUGUCCGAGCUACUCAAGUCACUGUUGAAGAACACGUCUUCAGAACCAGCAGGAAGAAUUCUCUUUAUCAGUACGAUGAAGUUACUGACCAGUGGCAGAAGGUGUAUGAAACUCCAGAUAAGCUUUGGGAUCUUGGACGUCAUUUUGAAUGUGCUGUUGCUAAAUUGUAUCCACAGUGUCUUCAGAAAGUUAUUUGACUUCUUCUGUCCCCAACCCCCUCCUCCUUUCAUUGGUAAAAGGCCUUAGUACUUUGGUAUUUAAUGGUAGCAGAAAAAUCUGUUUUUAAAGAAAAAAACCAAUUCAAUUCUGUCAGUAUUUAAUGCGAGCUGAAAUGGUUGGUGGUUUGUUUUUUUGGUUUUUUACAUGGGGAUGGGUGCUCUUUAAAGGUUGCAGUGGGGAGAAGGGAAUUAGUAGUUUAGUUUCCUAAUGGAUGUUUUCCUGCGGUGAAAGGUGUGGGUUACGAAGUGCAAUUAUCAGCAUUUUCUUUGCUAGAGUCAUUUGAUCAUGUUGUUUCAGAGUGACAGUUUGACUAAAAGCAAGAGUAGGUGGAUUGGGGUAACGCAGAGAGCAAAAUCUAACGUGAAUAGCUGAAGUGAAGAGAGCAAGUUUGAAGUGACUUAUUUAAAAUACGGGUAAAAUCUGAGGCAAUAUCACUAGUUUGCUGUUUUAGAUUCAGUGACACUAAAUAGACAAGUUCCUGGUCCUUUUACCUCUUCCAUAUGUAUAAAGGUACUGAAAUAUUUAUGUUUAUAAAUUAUGGUAGCUACUGCAGAAAUAUCAAAAUUUGCAGCAGAACAUGAGCUACCACCUUGAAAAACGCCUCCUUCAGGUGGCUGCAUCACUCCUUUUCUGUGAGUUUUAGCGUGUGUGAUUGUCUACUCUUGAACUUCCAGUGGCAUCAGAAGAACCAUUUUCUGCCAAUUAAAUGUAUAGCUUCAAAAGCAGUUGAACACAUUGGUCACUCCAUAAAGGGCUUAAACCCAAUGGUGCUAGCACAUUUUAAAUACUUGUAAGUUUGAAAUGGGUCAAAUGGGACUGCUAAUUUACAGCACUCCAUUAGUAUUAAUGUCUCUAGUCUUAAGCAUGUAUCUUAGUGCUUUGUAUAUGAGCCUCUAUUUUAUUUUGACUUUUUCUUGUGAAAUUUGUUCUUGCAUAGAAUAAGGAUAGGCAAAGUAUUAAUGUCUGUUAGUUUGGGGAGAGUUGUUCCAGCUUUUAGAAGGUUAAGCGCUGAAUGCACUUUUUUGUCCAUCCUCCAGUAAGACUUAACAGUGUAGUUUGUGACAUCUCUUGUCAUCCAUAAUAAGUUGAGUUAGGCUGCACUUAUUUUCCCACUUACCUGGGAGGUAAACUCCAUUGAACAUGGAAUAACUUAAUUCCACGUAAGCAUGCAUAAGAUUGUAUUGUGUGAGAGCUGGCUGUUGGGAAAAUAAUACUGAGCCUUCCUUCAAAAAUAUGGCAUAUUAACUCAUCACCUUAUGUUUCCUUCUGUUGCCGUUUUGGCAUGUGCUUGUCUUUGCAGCUGACGAAUUCUCAUGAAACAAUGGUUUCCCCCAGUCAGCUUAAUGUAGAAGCAGUUCUGGCUUUGGCCAGUACCGUUGGAUCCUUCUAACUGUUGCCUGAUUUUAAGCACUCCAGUUACUUGUGGAAUAAUGUGAAAGUUUGCACUACUGAGCUUUCUUUGUGCUCCAAGGGUAGCCACUUUAGGAAGUCCAGACAUAAAAGCUUUUGGAACAGAGUAAGAAUCCAGUACACUGGGACAAAGCCCUGGUGUUUUAAACAGCGGUUAAAAAUAAACUCCGGCUUAAUGUGAACGAGCACUGUGCCAUUUCACUUGGUGAGCUCCUGCAGUGCUGCUGGGAAGCAAGUUUUUCAUGAUGUCUAAACCUAGGCCGGUGGUCGGUUUCUCUCUAAACAAACAAUAAUUGGAAGCCAACCUUUUGUUACUGGCUUGCUACUCCUGCUUUAUUUUGGAGGAAAGAAAACAAGGAGCCUGUGUUCAGUUGUUAUAAUAACUCCAGGUUGCUUACCAGCAGCACCGUGGAAAUGGGGGAAGAAUAAAAGAAGCACUGCAUUAGUUCCAUGUACAAGCAUGCUGCUCAUUUAUGUUAAGCCAUAGUUGAUAUUUUUCUUUUACUGGCUUAAUGUCAAGGACAGACCAGGUCUAAGAAGACUUUCUAGCUUUUCAUUUGGAGUGACUAAGGAUUUGUUAACAUCUCUUUAGGAUCUAAGCAUUAAUAGUAGGCCUCUUACUGGUGAUACCUUGCCAGGGAGAACAGGUUGAGGAGCAUGGUUGCUCAAGAAUGAAACAUGCCCUGCUUUCAUCUUGAUUCAAUUUAAGUUCCACUUUGAAAGAUGGUGACCGGCCUUAUACCCAAGGAUGAUAACUAUUUCUGACUUUAUAGAUACGCAUGUCAGUGAAACUGUGGUUUAAAGAGAUUACAUUUAGAAUAUUCAGUAAGUAUCAACUUGUAAUCCCCAACUCGUUUGUGCUAACAUGAUCCCACUUGAGUUUGUACGUUUUAAAUCUUGCACAAUACAUUGAACACAACUGUGAAACUGAAAGGACAAUAAAGCCUCGUUCUGUUACAUACCUCAUCUUCCAGAGAUUCAGCAAGAAGCCUUUUGUCUUUGGGUUUCUUUAUGUACCGUGCUCGAGGUACAGUGACCUGAACAUAAGAGACAAAAUGUGUGCAUCUGUCAUGAUGUGUUUAUAUUUUUUUCCUCAUUGUUGUCUCUCUUAACAGCAUUGAGAUGUCAGGCUAGUAAACGAUAUAGGCUGGGUAACUAAAAAACUAAUGCUUUUCUUCACUUUUCUUUGCAAAAGUUCAUAACUCUAAAUUGCCACAAUGAUGCUUAAUCCGUGGAGUAGCAGUGCUGCGUGCAAAAUAGUCUGUAUGCCUACAGCAUCUAAGCUGCACCUUAGUCUCUGUGUAGCCAACUGGAGAUGUGAAUUGGUGCUGCAGUGUGUCUGAAUGGCUCAGCAGUUUCCAUUCAGCAUGACAAGGCUGUCUUGUGUGCCCAUGCUAUUAAGAAAUAGCGAUGGAAAAAGAAUGAAGGACAGUGAAAUGUUCCCUUGAUAGUUGAACAUGAACCCAGUGCUUCAAAUGGUAAGGUGCAGUCUAAUGCCUUAGAUGUGAGUUCCAAGUGCUUCUCUAAAAGGCUAAGGCUUCGAUGUCUUAAGCAUAGUUGCUGUGACUAAAUUCUGAAAUAAGUCAAUGGUGGGGAUACUGUUCACACAUAUCCAGUUGCUUUCACAUAUUUAACUUUUCUUAAUCCUUAGUUGGCUAUAUUUGCGCUGUUGUAAGCCUCUUAGCUGCAAACUUUCUGAAGCACCCUCCCAUAAAAGUUGUUAGUAUUUUAUUUUUUACAAAGAAGGUGUUACGUGUCUUUCAAAAAAAAAAAAAAGUUCUGUUGAGAAUCUUUACAAGACUUGUUGCUGCUUUUUGACAAUCUCCUGUAUUUAUUUAGUAGAAAUGUCAAUCUUGACUUGAAAUUUAAAAAAAAAUAGUUUAAGUUAGCAAAUGACCCUGUCAUGUGAUGUAUAGAAUAUGCUGUGGUUAAUUCUACAGUAGGUUUGUUCUUAAUUUUCAUUUUUAUCUGCACUAAAUACAAAGAUCUUUUUUGUCUAACCAUUCACACUGGGGGGUUGGGGGGUUGGUCGUAGCGUGUUUGAAAGCUAACUCUUGAAUUUUUUGCCAUGGGGGUGAAAUACACUGAGUCUUAUGCAUGAAUAAUUUAAGCAGUUAAUAUUAACCAAGACAUUUUAGUUGUUUACAUGCUUCUAAAUUAUCUAGUGAAAAUUGCCAGUAUAAAACUUGCUUUUUUAAAAAUCUGAUUUUAAAACGAACCCUGCACAGCAUGAGAACAGACGGCAAAACUGUAAUUGUGCUAAACUCUGCAGGGCUAUGUUUGAUCUAUCUGCCCUUUUUAUUGUUCUUCUAGCUUAGCUUCUUGAGACAUUACUUUUCCAUUUUAAAUGCUUUUUUUUUUUUUUGAAAACAGGCUGGAAAAACGAUUCCAAGUUUUAUUCCAAAACUUUUUGAUUUGAAGAAACACUCCGCCAAGUGCAUUCUCCACUGCUUUGCCUCACAGAAAUAAAAGCGGUGCUGUGUGGUGGUAGUGCCUGAUGGGCUGCCCCUCUACCCAACUACAGCUGGCUUUGUUGUGUGUGCAGUGCAUGUAGUUUGCAUAAUAUCAAAACUCCUUGUGUUCCAAAACCUGUUUAGAAUUGACAUCAGAAGUUCAGUGCUCAGGUAUGUUAGUAAGAAGUACUGUAGUCCUCUGAGGGCAAAUGUGUGGAUUUUUUAAACAUUUUGCCAUAAUUGCACAAUUUUUGCAUUUUUACUUAAUGUCAUGUUAAUUUUUCUUAUAAUAAACCUGUUCAAAUAUGA